UCCCAUAAAAAAUAAUAAAAAAAAAUCUUUUCAAGUAUCGUAUUGUUUCCAGAAUAAUAAUGGCGACUUUCAAGGUUGUCACAUUUUUUGUCAUUUCAACAGUUUUGGUUUUUGCCUUCAUUGCCAGAGAAGCUGAAGCUGGAUCAAUCAGCAGUGGAGCCAUGGGAGAGAAUAAGCAAUGUGGGCGGUUUAAUAAAGGACCACCAUGCCAGAAGGUACCUGCUAACCCCUAUAACCGAGGUUGUAACAAAGCAAACAAAUGUCGUGGAUCAGGGCCAACUGAAUUUAUAGAGGAGGCGAACGAAGACGAUAAACAUGUCCACAUUAGUACUGACGAUAAUAAACAUGACGAGAGUGACGGGAAAGAUGCAAAGAGUAAGAAAGAUGACGAUAAAGAAAAUCGCAAGGAAAAGGAUGAGAAGAAAAUUAGUACUAACAAAAACGAAAAGGAAAACAAGGACAAUGACCACAAUAGAAAAGAGAAUGGUGUUGAACAAGGCGAAAAGAAAGGUGAGAUGAAAGGUAGCAAUCCCAUGCCAAAGAAGGAUGAUGAGUAAGCCAAUCCAUGAGACAUAAUGCAAUAUUUAUUAUGGACAUGUUAGAAUUUAACUAAGAGGAAAACUAAUGUACAAUUACACAAGGCUCAAGCUUUCACUAAUUAAUUUAAUUAAAAUAUGAAUAUAAUAGGGUAUUAUUUUUGAAUCAUUUUUGUAUUUACUCAAAUAUUAAUGAGUUUUCCACUAUGUCUUCUAUUAAUAUAUAAAGCUAAAUCCG
Messenger RNA from Linum trigynum, 774 nucleotides. Lineage: Eukaryota; Viridiplantae; Streptophyta; Magnoliopsida; Malpighiales; Linaceae. The record is from the annotation of a GenBank genome assembly.